Molecule: messenger RNA, 4558 nt
Organism: Perca flavescens (yellow perch)
Lineage: Eukaryota; Metazoa; Chordata; Actinopteri; Perciformes; Percidae
Gene: hcn4
Product: hyperpolarization activated cyclic nucleotide-gated potassium channel 4
Exons: 8
Coding region: 49-4404 (1451 amino acids)
Biological process (GO): potassium ion transmembrane transport; sodium ion transmembrane transport; regulation of membrane depolarization
Cellular component (GO): dendrite; axon; HCN channel complex
Molecular function (GO): voltage-gated potassium channel activity
Source: RefSeq, a predicted model, not a curated record
UAACAAGCUGGAUUCAUUUAAUUUUCUCCAUCAAGUCUCAAUGUCAUAAUGGACAGGCUGCACUCCUCCAUGCGUAAAAGACUUUACAGUUUGCCACAGCACAUUGGACAGAAAGCAUCUAUAAUGGGCGAAGGAGAAGACGACGCAGACAAGGACACCCGGAGGAAGAGUCUUCGGAUGAAGCCUCUACCGUCACCGUCGCCGACCUCUGGGGGAAGCUGCAAAGGCAUCGGGGAGACCAAAAAUGGGGAGUCUGUGAUAAUGGAGACGGACAUGGGGAGACAGACGAAGACCAGCUCAAAUGGAGAUUGCCGGAGGUUUCGGGGCAGCCUCUCGUCCAUCACAAGUCGCCAUGUGCACGACUCUGACUCGGCGGAGCAGAGGCGCCUCAUCACCGAGGGGGAUGUCACCCCGAGCGAGGAGAGCCCCCCCGGAGCCAUCGGUGACGGGCCGCCGGACCAAGGCGCGCAGGGAGCCAGCGGUGGCGGUGGUACCCAAAAAGAUUCCCCAGACCAGCAGCCAGGGUUUAUAAAGUUGGAUGGCAUUGAUCAAAUUCUGCCGGAAGACGAGAGAUUAUAUCAAGCUGGGUUCAUACACAGACAGUUUGGAGCAAUGCUUCAACCAGGGGUCAACAAGUUCUCCCUGAGGAUGUUUGGAAGUGAAAAGGCGGUUGAACGGGAACAAGAGCGGGUUAAAUCCGCCGGAUUUUGGAUAAUUCACCCGUACAGUGAUUUCAGGUUUUACUGGGACUUGACCAUGCUGCUGCUGAUGGUGGGCAACCUCAUCAUCAUACCCGUGGGCAUCACAUUCUUCAAGGACGAGCACACGCCCCCCUGGAUUGUGUUCAACGUUGUCUCCGACACUUUUUUCCUCAUGGACCUGGUCCUUAACUUCAGGACGGGUAUCGUCAAGGAGGAUAACACAGAGAUCAUCCUGGAUCCGCAACAGAUCAAGAUCAAGUACUUGCGGAGUUGGUUUGUGGUGGACUUCAUCUCCUCCAUCCCUGUGGACUACAUCUUCCUGAUCGUGGAGACGCGCAUCGACUCAGAUUUCUACAAGACGGCGCGCGCCCUGCGGAUUGUCCGCUUCACAAAGAUCCUCAGCUUGCUGCGACUUCUGCGCCUCUCUAGACUCAUUCGCUACAUCCACCAAUGGGAAGAGAUCUUCCACAUGACCUAUGACCUAGCCAGCGCCAUGGUGAGGAUAGUCAACCUGAUCGGCAUGAUGCUGCUGCUGUGUCACUGGGAUGGCUGCCUGCAGUUCCUGGUGCCCAUGCUGCAGGACUUCCCCGCUGACUGCUGGGUAUCCAAAAAUAAGAUGGUGAAUGACACAUGGGGACAGCAGUACUCCUACGCACUUUUCAAAGCUAUGAGCCACAUGCUGUGUAUUGGGUAUGGCAUGUACCCCCCGGUGGGCAUGACAGACGUGUGGCUGACCAUCCUCAGCAUGAUUGUGGGCGCUACCUGCUACGCCAUGUUUGUGGGCCACGCCACCGCGCUAAUCCAAUCCCUGGACUCAUCUCGACGGCAGUACCAGGAGAAGUACAAACAGGUGGAGCAGUACAUGUCCUUCCACAAGCUGCCAGCAGAUAUGAGGCAGAGAAUCCACGACUACUACGAGCACCGAUUCCAGGGCAAGAUGUUCGAUGAGGAGAGCAUCCUGGGAGAGCUGAACGAGCCGCUCCGAGAGGAAAUCGUCAACUUUAACUGUCGAAAGCUGGUGGCGUCCAUGCCUCUAUUUGCCAACGCGGACCCCAACUUUGUCACCUCCAUGCUCACCAAGCUGAAGUUUGAGGUGUUCCAGCCUGGGGAUUAUAUCAUCAGGGAGGGCACCAUCGGCCAAAAAAUGUACUUCAUACAGCACGGGGUUGUCAGCGUACUAACCAAAGGCAAUAAAGAGACCAAGCUGUCAGAUGGCUCAUACUUUGGAGAGAUUUGUUUGCUGACACGAGGCAGAAGGACAGCCAGUGUCCGGGCAGACACAUACUGUCGCCUGUACUCACUGUCUGUGGACAACUUCAAUGAGGUGCUGGAGGAGUAUCCUAUGAUGAGAAGAGCCUUUGAGACUGUUGCCGUGGACCGGCUGGACCGUAUUGGCAAGAAAAACUCCAUCCUGCAGCACAAGGUACAACACGACCUCAGCUCUGGUGAACUCAACUACCAGGAGAAUGAGAUCAUCCAGCAGAUUGUGCAGCAUGACAGGGACAUGGCCCACUGUGCCCACCUCUUGCAGAACGCCCCACUCCAGACUCCUCCUUCACCUACCCCUGUCAUCUGGGCCCCUCUCAUCCAGGCCCCUCUACAGGCAGCAGCCACCACCACCUCAGUAGCCAUUGCCCUGACACACCAUCCACACCUUCCACAAACUCUUUUCAGGCCUCCGGUUUCUGUUCUGGGGUCUCUAAAGGACCCUCCCAGCCGGCUUAAGAAGUUCCACACAAUUGUUCCUCCAUCCACAGCACCUGGCUCUGCUGGGGACUCUCCCUCUAGCACACCCUCUAAACUGCGCACUGGCAUUGACAUGCCAUUGCUGGCCUCUUUUCGGGCCCUGCACAUGACGUCAGGUACAGGGGCAACUGGCUCUAGCCAACAGGCCUCAGGUAGCAGAGGCCAGCGUGGACCUAGUGGGGCUGGCUCUGGGUCAAGCGGAGGAGCGGCCUCUGCCUUUCCCUUUGGACCAUACUCUUCCUCUGGUUCACCCUCAUCUAGUACGGCCCAGCUACACCCACAGCCACAGCAUCAACAGCCAUUUCGCUCCAGCACCCCACCUCCCUCAAACCUCUUCCACCAAGGAUCUACAGGUGGAAGCACAGGGUCAGGAAUAAGUGGAGGGGCAGUUGGAGCCUGUGGUGGUGCUACAGGGUGGUCUUCAGCUGGAGCGGUCGGAGGGUCUGUGGAAGGAGCUACAGGAGGAGACACUGCUUGGGCUGGAGAGGACUUUACAACUGGAACGACAGGGCCACUGCCUGGGGGGCAUUUUGGGUUGGGAGGAGCUACUGGUGGAUCAGUAGUAGAGAGUUCAGUAGAAUCCUUGGGAGGGAUAUCUGAAGGAUCAGUCGUUACUGCUUGUAGCACGUUAGCAGGUGGGGCAUCAGGUGGAGCUACAGGGGGCAUUACCUGCGGGUCAAUAGGAGAUGCAGCCAGGAGAUCAAUGGGAGGGACUUCUAUAGGAUCAAUGGGAAGAGUCUCUGGGGGAUCAGUGGGUGGGGCUUCUGGAGAAUCGCUGGUAGUAACGACUACUGGAGGAUCGUUAUGGAGGGCUUCAGGUGGAUCAAUGGGAGUGGUUACCGGGGGGUUGACAGUAGGGGCCUCUGGGGGACCACAUGGAGGGGUUUCUGGUGAUUCUUUGAUAGGGAAUCCUGGAUUGUUGGGAAGGGUUUCUGGUGGAGCCACAACUAGCCAUAUAGGAGGAGGUUUGAGUGGGCCAGGGGGAGGGGUGAUUGGAGGACAUAUUGGCAGAGCAUCAGGAGGGGCAGUUGGGAGCCAUUUAGGAGGGUCUACAGCUUGUCCUGAAGAAGGAUCUUCUGCUGGAAUUACAGCUGGACUUCUUAGUUCCUCCCGUUGUCAGAGUCCUAUAUCUACCGUCUCAUCCAGCCCUAUGCCUGGUCAGUUUCUGCAUAGCCAGCCACCUCCCAAGCCUCCUCAGGUGGCUCCUUUGCAGCAGUUUGCCGGGGGAGGCAGGACUACCAGUGGCUUAAACCUCUUCCAUUCCCCUCCACAUGGCUCCCCAUCCUCUAGCAGAGGACAGCACAGCCAGCAGCCUGCUGAGGGCUCCCCAUCUUCCCUCAGCCAUUUUAGCCUAGCAGGCCUCCAGUCUAGCUUACUGCCUCACCAGAUGUCCCUGGAGAGAUCUGCCCUGGCCUCCCUGGCCCAGUACGGUUCAGCAAACGCCUCCCCCUGCCUUACCCCGGUGGCUCCCAGCCCUACUGUUCAAAGCCCAGUGGCAGGCAGGACUUUCCUCUACAGCAACCCAUCGAGUGCCACAGGAUCCCACAGUUCUCUGCUCAUGCCUCAGUCUUCUCUCCCUUCACAGCCUCACAGCCAGCCACACACAACAGGAAGAGAUUCUCCGCUGGGCCGCUUUUCUGAGGACCUAAAGCUUUUAUCCAGCUCCCACUCAUCUCUGCCCCAGGAAGUGGCCCAGGCCUUAGGCCACCAUACUGCUCGCUCCUCUGUUGAACCAGGAUAUUACCCCUCACCCUUUUCCUCACCCACUCUUGCCCCCAAAGUCUGUAGCUCAGUGCCAGGGCGAAUGACUCCUCCAAUUCACAUAUCUCCGGGGCACCCUCACCAGACUCAGUCCCCUGUAGCCGCCCCGGCCUUGCCUCUAAGGAGGGCCUCUGCUGCCUACUCAUCAGAUCUAGAACCUCAAACUGUCCGCUCUAAACUCCCUUCCAAUUUGUAGGGAUUGAUCACACCCUCCUGUGCUCCUCCAAACUGAAACACACUCAAACUAUCUCCAUGUGUGGCAUUCUUUUCUUUUGAUCCUCAGCCUUCACUGUGUUCAACCUCUCAUUUUACCAAGAUCUUAAACAUUACUGUGAUUUAAAAGACACUUU